ACGAGAGGGCGCCAUUUACUAUAGGCCUAAUGGCUUGCGACGUGGGACCGGGACGUGCAAUGCACGUGAGCGAUCCAUACGUGAUUCACAUGAAUACAAUGUUUAAAAGAAAGCUAGAAGCAUUAGGUUAUGGUCGAGGUGAUUUAGAUAUCCGAGAUGAAACUCAUUGGAGGAAUUUUAUAAUUUGGAUCGAAGACAUGAAAAUCCGGUUCUAUGCAAUAGAAGAUCGUGAAAGCUUACGGAAAUCUACUGGUGAGCAAUGGAUCAAGACCUAUGAACAGUACUUGAAAGAUAUAGUGUGCCCGUACAUUGGUAGUGAUAGGGCAACGAUUGCAGAAUGGCUACUUGGACAUGCUGUAAGACUCGAAUAUGCAGAACAAGUUGAUAAGUAUAAAGCUGUUUCUGUUGAGAGUACUGUGAAAGGAGCAUCAUCCGAAGAUCCCUUCAAGCAUCUAAAUCCUGAGGAUCCCAACUUCAAAGCUGGAUUAGCAUCUAUUUGCAGAUUACUGAAAAUGCCAGAGCAUUAUGACCAAGAGGUCACUUUAAGAGGGGUCAGCGUUUUAAUUAGGCAAAGGUUAUCUAAAGAGGCUUUAGAAGAUGAAAGCCUUACAAGUCAAGAGGGUAGCAAGAUUAGUCUUGAAGACUGCCCUCUAGGGUUUGAUACAGGUGACAAAAACUUGAAUGAAGCUGCUAAAAUAUUACGUCUCCUACAUGUGAACGAACUUAGAGAACUUCAAACAAGGAUAAACGAAGCGAUAGUAUGUGCCCAAAGCGUAACAGCAAAUCCUAAAACAGAUGAAAGAUUAGGAAAAGUUGGUAGAUAGUAGAUACACAGAGGAUAAGGAAUACUAUACAGUAACAGAGGCUGUGAAAUUUUGCAGUGUUUUUAGUGGAAUUGGCAGUAAUAUGCAGUAGUAUAUAUGCAUGCAUAAAAUGUGAUUGAGAAAUCUUAAGUAGCAUGGAAUUAUACUUACUGGUGAAGUUUCUUUUUCGUUCAAGCUCUUAGCCUGAACCAGGAACAAUGCAUGUCACUUUAUUUAUUAACUGUAGCAAAGAAAAAGCUACCAUAUUUAUUUUCUUGAAUACCUCAUAAUAGAGAGCAUUGCUCGGGCUGAAUUUCUUUUUCCAAAUUUUAUGCCAAUUAUCAGAAAAAAUAUAAGAAAUAGGAGUUCAUUCAAUAUAGUACUGUAGAAUAAUUUGUUCAACCUUUUGAACAGGCAUUAUUUAUUGAUACUUUGAUAAGAGCGAUUUAAAGUUUUAAUUUAAUUUCUGAGGUUUUAUUAUAUUUUAGGUCAAGUAUCAUCUUUAAACACACCUACCAGUUUGUAGGACUACUACUUAAUAAUAUUAAUAAAAUAUGACACUCAUUGAAUGAGCCAAAACACAAUUGUGAUACAGUAAUUCGUUAUUUAUUCAUUAGGCCUAUGUACUUAACUCUAGAGUAAUAAAUGUCUUGUAUUUAUAUCAUACAUUCCAUUUACUGAAAAAAGUGCUGAGCUAGAAAUAAGCAUGCAUUAGUGAUAAUAAGGAGGUUUUGCAUGCGUACAGAAAACGAGACUUGUGCAUUUUGAGACUGCGUACAUGUGUGUUCUAAGCAAGAACAGAGUGCAAGGAUAGUUAAGAUUAGGAGUGCACUAGCUGAUUGUGUGUUACGAAUCCUCUCCACUAAUAAUAAAUUAUUUUAACUGAUGUAUAGAAUAGGCUUCUUGGAGCGUGUGUCUAAUGGUAUUGUGACGUAACACUGUAGUACAGUACUCUAUAACAUCCAAGAUAUUAUUUUUUUAAUUUAUAACAGAAUGCUCAUAAAAUAUUUCAGUGAAUUAAUUUUAAUGUUUUACUUCGAUGUGGGUUUUUAGUGUGCAUGAACACACUUGAAAAAAAACUUUGGCAUGAUGGAUUAAAUAAUGGAUCCUGCAGGACCUCUAAUUAAACAGAA
Messenger RNA from Anneissia japonica, 1936 nucleotides. Its product is annotated as RNA transcription, translation and transport factor protein-like. Gene Ontology annotation, molecular function: RNA binding. The transcript is spliced from 7 exons. The record is from RefSeq and is a predicted model, not a curated record. NCBI's taxonomy places the organism in Eukaryota, Metazoa, Echinodermata, Crinoidea, Comatulida, Comatulidae. The coding region runs from base 30 to 824 and encodes 264 amino acids. Gene Ontology annotation, cellular component: tRNA-splicing ligase complex. Gene Ontology annotation, biological process: tRNA splicing, via endonucleolytic cleavage and ligation.